Dermacentor andersoni is the source of this 1095-nucleotide messenger RNA. RefSeq lists its product as uncharacterized. Gene Ontology annotation, molecular function: protein binding. Gene Ontology annotation, cellular component: Cdc73/Paf1 complex. The record is from RefSeq and is a predicted model, not a curated record. Lineage: Eukaryota; Metazoa; Arthropoda; Arachnida; Ixodida; Ixodidae.
UAGGAGCAUGUGUUAUGGUUUUUGAAGCUCUUUACGAAGUUUGUUUAUUGAUGGUUUAUUGAAUUGUUGUCCUUUAUUCUGGAACUGACAAAAAGUGGUUGCUCCACCGGAGAGCUUGCUAUCGCGAACGUGGUCUACGGCAUCCAGUGAGAUACUGCGUGCAAAAUGUAUUCUGUCUUGUUCAAGCAGGAACUGGCCCAUGAUGAUGCAAUCUGGAGCUGUGCUUGGUCGAAGUCGCCAAAAGAUGGGACGAACCACAUUUUGACUGGUUCUGUUGACGACACUGUGAAGUGCUGGAAAUGGGACGAUGAGAAACUGGAACUGCUACAUGUUUUUGAGGGCCACGCUCUUGGUGUCUUCUCUGUUGACGUAUCUCACGAUGGCAAAGUUGCUGCAUCAAGUUCCUUGGACAGCAACAUAAAGCUCUGGGAUUUGGAUACUGGUGAAGAAAAAAAAAAUAUUGAUGCAGGUCCCGUUGAUGCUUGGUCUGUGACCUUCUCACCCGACUCUCGAUUUCUGGCAUCCGGAUCCCAUUCAGGCAAAAUCAACCUCUAUGGCAUUGAAUCCUGCAAGUUGGAAUCCUCGCUUGACACAACGGGGAAGUUCACACUUAGCAUUGCGUUCAGUCCAGAUGGAAAGUACAUUGCAAGUGGUGCCAUUGAUGGCAUCAUCAAUGUUUUUGAUAUUUCCACAGGAAAGCUGGUGCACACCCUCGAAGGUCAUGCCAUGCCUAUCAGGUCAUUAACAUUCUCACCAGACUCUCAGAUGCUAGUCACUGCAUCUGAUGAUUGCCACAUCAAGGUAUAUGAUGUCCAACAUGCUGAUCUUGUGACUACACUUUCUGGCCAUGGUUCGUGGGUGCUGCACGUGGCCUUCUGCUCUGACAACACCCACUUUGCUUCAAGUUCAUCAGACCGGACAGUGAAAGUGUGGGACCUGCCAGCGAAGGAGUGUGUCCACACAUUCAGCGAGCACACAGAUCAGGUCUGGUGCACCAAGUACAACCCCAUGGGGAAUCGCCUGGUUUCGGUCUCUGAAGACAAAAGCAUCAUCAUCUAUGACUGUCCUGUGUAAAUAAAGUCUCCCAUCACUGCG